UCUCAAGCUACAAUCAAUCAUCAAAUAUGCAGUCCAACAAGGUUUUCUUCCUGUUCUUCGGUGUCCUCGCCAUGGUGAUCGCCGCUAGUCUCUCCUCGGCAGCUGACAACGAUUUGAUCAGCGAUCGCCGUUUCCGCUGGGAAUUCUCGCAGGAUUCGGAUGAGUCUGCUAAUGAUUUGCAGGAGGACGACGCCGAGGAUGAUGACGAUCAGGACGACAGCGGUAGCGAUGGCAACAGCGACGAAGUUAUCUAUGAGUUCAUCGAAUAUGCACCCGAAUCCUCUGAAAGUGAAGAAAGCGCCUCAAAGGAAGCUUAA
Messenger RNA from Drosophila takahashii, 317 nucleotides. RefSeq lists its product as uncharacterized. The record is from RefSeq and is a predicted model, not a curated record. Lineage: Eukaryota; Metazoa; Arthropoda; Insecta; Diptera; Drosophilidae.